AUGGUGUAUGCCGGCAAGAAGACGAAAAAGAGUCAUGAGAGCAUAAACAAUAGGUUGGCUCUUGUGAUGAAGAGUGGUAAAUACACUCUUGGUUGCAAGACUGUCCUAAAAUCCCUCAGGAACUCUAAAGUGUAUACCAUCACUUCCGGCACCGCUACGUGCGGCGGCUCUGCUCCGUCGCUAGCAGCGGCACAACAAGGCCCCAUACUACCGUCGUCCGGCGUUUCCAACUGGAGCAUUGAUUAUUCCAGAUCAACUGAAGACGAGGAUGAGGAGGAGGCUGUUAGAUCUGCUGCUAUUAACCAGGAAAUAAAGUGUGCUUUUGAAGAAGAGACUACGGUGAUUACUUCAAGUGCAUUUAGAUGUCUAAAAGCAAAGAAACCUCGUCUAGUAAUGAGGAAUUUUGUGGGCUUUAAGGUUAUUGUCUUGUUGAGGUCUGUUCUUGAAUCUGUUCUUUAG
This is a messenger RNA of Fraxinus pennsylvanica, 459 nucleotides long. Lineage: Eukaryota; Viridiplantae; Streptophyta; Magnoliopsida; Lamiales; Oleaceae. The record is from the annotation of a GenBank genome assembly.